Molecule: messenger RNA, 4290 nt
Organism: Cyprinus carpio (common carp)
Lineage: Eukaryota; Metazoa; Chordata; Actinopteri; Cypriniformes; Cyprinidae
Gene: smcr8a
Product: Smith-Magenis syndrome chromosome region, candidate 8a
Cellular component (GO): guanyl-nucleotide exchange factor complex
Molecular function (GO): GTPase activator activity
Source: RefSeq, a predicted model, not a curated record
AUGGUUGGUGUUUGGAUAUGUGGUGGCUUUUACAAAGAAGAUGACUUUGGGGACUCGUUCUCAGAUCCGUGCUCACUUCCAGAGGAGUUUUCUGUGCCUUUGUUUGCUCAGGGGGGUUCACAAAUCCCUACGAAGACAUCCUUUGCGAAAUUCUCGAAAGAUUUCAUACUCAUCUCUGAAUUUUCAGAACAGGUCGGUCCUCAGCCUUUACUCACCAUUCCCAAUGAUCCCAAAGUGUGUGGGACAUUUGACCUUAACUACUUCUCACUUCGCAUCAUGUCUGUGGACUACCAGGCGUCUUUUGUUGGACAUCCUCCUGGCAGCAACUACCCAAAGCUCAAUUUUGUGGAGGACUCAAAAGUUGUUCUGGGUGAUUCCAAGGAGGGGGCGUUCGCUUACGUCCAUCAUCUGACGCUGUACGACUUGGAGGCGCGUGGAUUUGUGCGCCCCUUUUGCAUGGCCUACAUUUCCGCGGAUGAAAGGAAGAUCAUGCAUCAGUUUCAAGAGCUGUCAUCCGAGUUUUCCAAGGCUUCCGAAUUUCUCAAGUCAGGCAACAGGAAAGCUUUUGCACAUGAACUGGAAAAGAAACUGAAAGACCUAGAGUACACCAGAUCGGUGCUGCACAAAGAGUCUGAGCUGCAGAAAAUGAACAAUGGCUGUUAUUCCACACAAGCUAUUGAGAAGGCGAAUGAAUUGGCCAAUAUGGAGAAGUCCAUCUAUGAACACAAAGAUCUGCUGAGGCAAAUAACAUCUUAUCCUUCCAGGAAAAGGAAAGAUGUAGAUUUUGUACAACGCGAGACAGAGAAACUGGCUGACAUGAGUGUAUUGGACGAUACACUGAAUAUUAAUCAUUCUGACAUUGCAGAUAAGACUGUGGAAACCGAAAGCGAUAGUAGAAAGCCCUCUUACACACCUCAGCUCAUUAAGGGCAAAUCUGCGAAGUGCUUUGAUAAACGCUUGAAAACGAUGGAAGAGCUCUGUGAUUCCAACUUUUUUCACCAAACUCUAGAGCAACUAAACAUAAUUGAGAAGUCAUUCCGGGGAGAUCUGUGCUUUAUUUACACUAGCCAGAUUGACCGGGCUCUUCUGGUCAAACAGAGAGUUACUAAUUUUCUCUUCGAGGCUGAACGCGAAGGGGAGAACGAAGGAACCUCAAAGAAUGACAAUAUUUCUUCCAACAAUCCGACAGUCCCUAUUUUGAACUUAUCUGGUGAGCCGCUGAGUCUCGAAUCAUACACAACCUGCAUAGAUAUAGAUCACAUUAAGCCAGGUGUGGAGUCUAUGGAAGGGCCUCCUGAGUCCAGUUUAUCUGACAUUACGCAGGAAACCUCAGAGGCCGCCGACACGGAGACCAAAGGGAGUUUCAGUAGCGACAAGAGCAUUGAGGCUUUUGGAGGUGUCAGUCCUUCCAGUCUACAGUCAAAUUACUUUGAUGGUCUUGAAAGAAAGAGCAAGGUAUCCAUUGCAUCACCAUCUGAAAGUGCAUCCAGCUCUGUUGCUGUCCCACAGAGGUUGACCGAUGGGAAUCUAGUCCCGAUGGAUGCAGCCUGCUGUAUUGGACAGGACGGUUUCAUUUUUGAGGAACCUUUACCUGAGCUCGCUCAGGAGUGCUGUGGCGACACAGUCGUGAACCAAGAACCUCUGUCUCUUCUUCAGGGAGACCCUGCCUUACAGGUGGACUACAUUUUGGAAGAGUCAGUCCUUGCAGAGAGCCCAAACAUGGGACUGACUUUUUCUGAACUGAACACUGGCGUUCUUUCUGAGGAGGUGGCCAAAAUGAAUCUCGAAGAUGUCUCCGAUAGUACGAGCUUUAUGAGCGCCUCCACCAGUUCUGACCGUGCUGUGUCUCCGUUCACUUAUGGCAGUGCGUUGACGCUAAAGCAGAAGAAGAAAGCUGGUCACAGCGCUCUUCGAUUCAUCAGGCAAUAUCCAUUUGCUCAGCAAGCCAUUUUCUGCCUUCUGAGUGGCCGAACGCUUGUUAUUUUAGGGGUGGACGAGGGCACGGUGAGGAAGCUAGUCAAUGCUUUGUUCUUUUUCGUUCCCAAUCUCGGCAAGUAUGGUGAAACCGUCCAGCCUUGGCUUUCAUCGCCAUUUCAGCUUACCGACCUGCAGAGAUGGAAACUUAUUGGGUUGCAGAGAGCUGCCUCCCCGGCUGGAUCCAGCAUUCUCCACUCUUUGAAUCGAUACAGCCGUUACAUAAAUUUGGACUGUGACAGCAAGACCCUCCGGUGUCCACCAUACAAAGGAACACUAAUAAGCCAGCUGGCAGACCACAGGACUCAGAUCAAACGUGGAAGUACCUACUUCCUCCAUGUUCAGGGUAUGUUGACUCAGCUUACAGCCAGGGCAUUCCUUUACACAUUCUGCCAUCAUAUUCACCUUCCCAUGGACAUCAACGACCAGGGCUCGGUAACGACACGCAGGACUAAUUUCUUGUUGCAGCUCGGCUACACUGUGGAGGAGAGUAAAAUCAUCCAGUACCUGAGUGAGCUCAUCAAGCAGCAUUACAUUCAGGGGUCCUCGAAGGGGGGCAACCAGUCUUUUUGUUUUAAUUACACCACCAGCUAUUUGUACAAAAUCUGAUUGUGUCCACUACAUGUUCAACAUCGACCCCGAUAAAAUCAGGAGACCAAAUGUACUGAAUGUAAUCACCUUUUUCUCUUCAUGGCAUUCCAGGAAACAACAGGUUGAACGUCUGGUGUUAGAAAAGGUGGUCUUUACUAUUGUUUAGUGUAGAGGUUGCAUAUUUAAAUCUAUUACCAAAACGUUUUCUGUAAAAUGGUUCCUCUUGUGGUUUGAGGACCUUACAAAAACUCUGAAAUAAAAUCAAGAUUCAGCAAAAAUUCACCAUCGUUCAAGCACAAGUAGUCUUGGUUUGAAAGAGGCCAUACAAAACAGCUCAUUUAAAUGUGUAGCCAAAUGCUUGUUUUCAUUGACAGUAAAACCACCAUUCUCUAAUCACCAUUUAAUUAAUCUGGUCCUGGUAUCCCAUUUAAUAAUUAAUGUUUUUGGGGUGUUUUUUUUUUUUUUCAUCUUCACAAGCAAAGCAACUGUUGCUGCAUGCAAAUCACAAGCAUAAUUUUAAUGCAACUAAUUUAUGAGGCAACAGAACAGUAUUUUAUAAUACACAUUCUCCUCAAUAUGCAGCCUUUAUAAAAUGCAUUAACAUUGUGUAUUUAAAUUAGUAGAUUAUUUGAUGUUAAUUCAUGGAUUGGUCAGUAAUUAGCUGUAUACGUGCUUGAUACUUGUUUUCUGGGCUUGAAAAUAAUAAAUACACUAAACUAAUUAAUAAUAUAGGGAAACCAUGCAAAUUAGCCUGAGAUUUAUCCUUUUUUCUGCCCUCUCUCUAGUUAGCAUAAAAUCUGAGGGGAAAAUUGAAUAUUUUAUAUAACUGAAUACAAAAAUGAACAAAGGUUCAAGGCAUUGUUAAACAAACAAAAAUGGAGCCAACUGCCCUUCGUAUUUUAACGUAAUUGCGUGAUAAGGUGAAUGAAUGUACUGCAUGUAAAAUGUCACAUCGUGGAGAACUUAACUUUUCUGCAUGUUUGAAGAACACAAAAAUGUAAUGAUGGCAAAAUAUGGUGGCAAGUUAUAGACACUUCCAUUGUAUCUCAUGUGUUGUACUGUUUAGCCUUUCUAGAUAAAUUUCAAAUGGAUAUAAAUUGUUGUCUAAGUUGUGUGCAAGCAACGUCAGCAUGAGUAACUGUGUGGAUGAAGUAGCACUUCAUUCUAAUGGCUGUUGCACUGAUGUGAAAUGAAUGAUAAUAAUGGUUGUUGCCAAAAUACAUUGUCUGUAAUCGUUAUUCCCACUACUGCAUGAUAGCAGUUGUAGUCCAGAAUUACAGAUCUUGACUGCCACUGCUGUGUUUCAUCACAAGUGUGUCUUAAAAUUAAGUUGUGUUGGCUACCCAGUCAUUAUUGGCCUUUGUAACGAUUUGUUAGAGACAGAUUUUUCAGCAUUUAAUUGCAGAGUCUGUUGAAUGUAAAUUGAGAAUAAGCCAUGCCAUUAUGCGCACAUUAACUUCUAAGAAGGUUAUUUAUUUUUUGCUGUAUCUGAACAAAUCUUGUUUGCUGUAACUGUCUUAAUCAUGCAUUUUUGUUGCUACUUUUCAUAAAUCUAUUUUAAGACAGUAUUGUGAGCUUGUCUGGGGUAAGGUGAGGUUCACUGUUCAUGCUGAAAUAUUUCUGAAUGUUAAGUCGAGUAAAUUUUGAGGGUCAUCUGUGUGCUUUCAGUUGCUGCCCACUGUGAAAUUUCUCUGCCUUCAAUUUCAUUAAAUUAUUUCUGAUUUC